Trichomonas vaginalis G3 is the source of this 648-nucleotide messenger RNA. RefSeq names its product glycine-rich protein family. The transcript has a single exon. Lineage: Eukaryota; Parabasalia; Trichomonadida; Trichomonadidae. The record is from RefSeq and is a predicted model, not a curated record.
UUGAAGUCUAGAAUUAUUGUGAGCUCUGGGGGUGGUGGUGCUACCGCACAUUCGAAAGCAUCUGGUAAUGGAGGAAGCGGAGGUGUAUUUACGGGUUACUCUGGCGAAUAUGCAGAUAAUACUCCUUCGCUUUCAUAUACAGUUGUUGCUAAUACAGGUGGGACGAUAGACAAAGGAGGAACUGCAAGCCGAGGAACUCACAUAGAUGCAAUGAAGACUAUUGGUAAUGAUGGAGUUUUUGGAUAUGGCGGGGAUGUAAGAGAUAAUGGAAUAGCCGGUGGAGGUGGCUGCGGCUAUUUUGGAGGAGGAUCUGGUGAUGAUGGCUAUGAUGUCGUGACAGCUGGAGCCGGAGGCUCUUCCUUCGUUUCAGGAUACCAAAGCUUUAAAGCAAUUGACCCUUCAUCUAUCUCUGAAAAAAAUUAUAAAAUGCUAAAUAAUUCAUUCCACCCAAGCGGAUACUACUUUACGAAUAUAGUUGUUGCAGACUAUUCAGUUUCUUUUCCAUCACCUUCUCAAUCAACUGAGAAUGGACACAUUGGAAAUGGUGUAAUUGCAAUUACUUUUCUUAAUCCUAACUAUGCAACGUGCGAAAUUGCAGUACCGAUUCCAAUUACAUACAUAUUAUUAGGUUUUGCUAUAUCUGUCUAG